Molecule: messenger RNA, 917 nt
Organism: Notothenia coriiceps (black rockcod)
Lineage: Eukaryota; Metazoa; Chordata; Actinopteri; Perciformes; Nototheniidae
Product: calcium uptake protein 3, mitochondrial-like
Exons: 6
Coding region: 1-651 (216 amino acids)
Biological process (GO): calcium import into the mitochondrion; mitochondrial calcium ion homeostasis
Cellular component (GO): uniplex complex
Molecular function (GO): calcium ion binding
Source: RefSeq, a predicted model, not a curated record
AUGUUCUCUCCUUUCUGUUCUCCAGAGCCCCAUGCUGGCUUUAAGAUUGCUUUCAAUAUGUUUGAUGCAGACGGCAACCAGAUGGUGGACAAGAGGGAGUUCUUGGUGCUUCAGGAGAUCUUCCGGAAAAAAAAUGAAAAAAGAGGGAGGAAAGGAGAUGCGGAGAAGUCGGCACAGCUGAGUAUGCAGCUCUAUGGAUAUCAGGUUGCCCCCAUGAACAGCGUGCUAAAAAAAGACAGUCAGGAGUUUGUGGCGCGGAGUUACUGGGACGUUCUGAGGCGAGGCGCAAGUCAAGUCCUUUUUUCUGACCUGGCAGAGCGAGCAGAUGAGAGUAUCACAAUCGACACCACGCUAUUGGUCCAUUUCUUUGGGAAGAAAGGGAAGGCAGAGCUUACAUUUGAUGACUUCUACAGGUUUAUGGAUAACCUCCAAACAGAAAUGUUGGAAAUUGAGUUUCUGACUUACUCUAAAGGAAUGACCACCAUCAGUGAAGAAGACUUUGCCAAAAUCCUGCUUCGCUUCACCAAUGUGGAGAACAUCAGCGCCUACCUGGAGAAUGUCCGCCACUGUAUACCUGACGAGAAGGUAAACUACAUACAAGCACACUGUUUUUUCCAAGGAACACACACUAAAAAUACCUCAAAUCUAUAGGCGCUUUCACACCGGAGUACUUUCCUGGGAUUUCGCAUUCACACCAAAAAGAUCUGGAACUAGAACUUUUUUUUGCGAACCUUUUUACCCCAUUUUUAGUCCCCGCUAGAGAGCAGGGACUUUCCUGGGGAGAAAAAUGUUCCAAUUUCUGAUUGUCUGGGUGAAUUGUAGACCAUGCCCCGUAAAACGCCGCCAUUUUAUUUGCUUUAUUAGCAUUAUUAUCAUUAGCAUUAUCCCAGCGCACCAACGGAGAGACUAACUUAAAG